CAUGCGCAUAAAUUAUUACGAAAUUUACAGCUCACGGCCGUACGAAAGCCGCCACGGGCCAAUUCAUUCUCGAUAGAGAUAGAGAAAAUAGAACGGAGCCAGCGCUUUCAUUUGAUUUCGGAUAUGGCGUGGUCGCUGUAUGAGGACAAGCUGUUCGAGCAGGCGCUGGUGGUCUUCCCCGAGGAGACGCCGAACAGGUGGGAGAUGAUAGCCCGCGGGGUGCCGGGGAAGUCUGCGGCCGAGGUGUGGCAGCACUACGAGGACCUGGUCCAUGAUGUCAUGGAGAUUGACUGUGGAAGGGUCAAGCUGCCGAGCUACAAGGAGGGCGGGACGGGAGAGUGGGGUGGUUAUGAGCCGUCGGGGACCAUCUCAACCCAGGCCUCAUCCGGGUUGAAGGCCAAAGUCGACGCUGAACGGCGGAAGGGUAUCCCUUGGACGGAGGAAGAGCAUAGGUUAUUUCUAGUUGGGCUGCAGAGGUAUGGGAAAGGAGAUUGGAGGAGCAUAUCGAGAAACGCCGUCGUAUCAAGAACCCCGACCCAAGUGGCCAGUCACGCCCAGAAGUACUUCCUCCGACUUAACUCCUCCGCCAAGAAGGAGAAGAAGAGGUCCAGCAUUCACGACGUCGCCGCCCCCGAUCCUGGGCCCUCCGGCCUGGCCCAUUAUAGUAAUUGGGCCGGACCCUCGCCCGAUCCUUUGACAUAGAACCAUCACUAGGUUAAUACGUACAUUAAAAUGCCUCUCACUGGUUUGUACUUUGUAGUGUACAUGUUAAGAUGUGAAUAUUCUGCUUUCCAUCUGGUUAAUGUAAAUAGUCCACUUUAAAUUGUAUCUAUCACUUGAUCAACUCACCGGCUAGGAAGACGUUAAAAAAAAAAAAAAAGAGUUGCUUGUUCCGACGA
Messenger RNA from Punica granatum (pomegranate), 899 nucleotides. NCBI's taxonomy places the organism in Eukaryota, Viridiplantae, Streptophyta, Magnoliopsida, Myrtales, Lythraceae. The record is from RefSeq and is a predicted model, not a curated record.